This is a messenger RNA of Moneuplotes crassus, 2635 nucleotides long. Lineage: Eukaryota; Ciliophora; Spirotrichea; Euplotida; Euplotidae. The record is from the annotation of a GenBank genome assembly.
UAUAAAUGAGGAAGAACAUUCGUAAUAAAGAGAAGAUCAAGGUGGCUAUAAGGCUCAGGCCUUAUAUAGACCAGGACAUCACUAAUAACGUUGAUCUUGAACAGCAGAUGCAGGAGGAUCAGAGAUUGCUGUAUAUAAAGGAUAACCGCACUGUCAUCACAAAUUCGAAAGUUAAAUAAGGCACAUAAGUUCGACAAGGUUCUCUCUGAAGAAAUGUCACAGCAGGAUUUAUAUGAAGAAUGCAGAAUUGAUAAGUAUGUUGACCAUGUUGUCGAUGGCUAUAACGCAACCGUGUUUGCAUAUGGCCAAACCGGCUCUGGUAAGACUUUCACAAUGGAGGGCUAUAAAUAUAAGAUGAAUGAAACUCUAAAUGGAUUCUCACAGUUUGAGUCCACACCAGUCGCCAUGACUAGACAGAAUGAGAAUAUUGGAAUUAUUCCUAGGAUUGUAGGAGAACUAUUUCAUAAAAUACAAGGAGUAGAGCUUAAGAAGUAUAGAAUUUAUUGUUCUUAUCUCCAAAUAUAUCAAGAGAAGAUUUAUGAUCUCCUAAAUCCGCUUCAUUCGAGGAAGGAAUAUUUGCAAUCAAGUAACAAUCAGCAACCAGAGGGGCUCAAGCUGCACUUUGAUGCACGAAAUGAUCGAUUUAAUGUUGACAAUCUUUAUAAAUUUGAAUGCAAGAAUGCGAAAGAGCUGAUGAAUUACUUCCAUUAUGGGCUAAAGAAUAAAGUAAUGUCUUCACAUGCUCUUAAUGAAGCUAGUUCAAGAUCGCAUUGCAUCCUGUCCAUCACUGUUGAAUCUAUUGAAAGGGAAAAUCCUGAUAAUAUAAUAGUCAGCACAAUGCAACUAGUAGAUCUAGCAGGUUCUGAGAGAUCAAGCCAAACUCUAAAUGCAAACCUGAGUGAACAGAUUAGUUUAAAGCUCAAGAAAGAAGCUAUCGAAAUUAAUAAAUCUCUUUUCACUCUUAGGCAGGUUGUUUCAAUGCUAAAUAAGGCAGAAGGAGGAAAAGGAAAUUAUGUACCUUAUAGAGAGUCUAAGCUGACUAGUUUGCUAAAACAUAGUCUAGGAGGCAACAGUUUCUGCCUAAUGAUCGCCUGUAUCUCACCAAGCAGUAAGUUCUUUAAUGAGAACAUCAGCACACUAAUGUAUGCUUCGAAGGCAUCUUGAAUAUCUAAUAAACCUAUUAAGAAUCAUGAUCCCAAGAACAAGGUCAUAUCUGGGCUGAAGAAGGAAGUUCAGUCUUUAAGAAACCAGCUUAUGAUGGCUCAUAACUUGAUGGGCAAGGGCAAAAAUCUCUGUAGUAAAUGUGGAAAAUAACCUCUCCGACAGUGAUGAAGAUAGUGCAGAGUCUUUACCAAAUAUGGUAGUUGAGCCCCAAGAUCACCUCAAGUCUUCAUUAGUAGGCCCAGCAAGCAUUGCACAGGAUGAAGAUAAUAAGAGUAAUUCUAAACUAAAUCUUUCUCGGCUUAAUAGCGAGAAACAGCCUCAAUUGCCUGACUUUAAGAAAAUGUUUGAGAAAAAUGAGACGAUGAUGGACAAGAUGACUGAAGAUUUAAUGUCACUCAAAGAGAUCAUGUCUGCCCAAAACAAACUAGGGCUAUUUGAAAGAAUCUUAUUGAGUGCGAAGAUGGUCAAGAAUGUGCUCAAGAGAAACCUUGAGCUCAAUAAAGAUUACAUGGACCACACUCUAGAGAUUGACGAACUUCAGAAGAAUGUCGCACAAUUCCAGCUGGAGAAUGAGGAAAUAAGAGAUAGACUGAGCAUCAUGGAGGCUCUGACAGGGACUGAUUCAUACUACAUCCAGAUGAAUUACUCUUCAGUCAAGGACGAGUUGAUUGCUGAUCUUGGUAAGAAAGAGAAGAUGGGCAUGCUCGACCAAGACAAAAUGAUAGCACUGAUUUAUGAAUUUAAUAAGGAAAAUAGUAUUUUGAAGAAGAGAAUUGAAAGAAUAGAAAAGAAGAAAAUUAGAAAUAAGUUCAUGCAAAUCAAUGAUGGAAUGAAUUCCACGGACUAUUCGAGUAAUAAUGUUGCCCAGAACAAAUAUUUCAUGGGGAAUGGGAACACUCAGAGGGUCGAUAAUGAGCUUGAUGAUAAGAGUUAUGCACGAGGUUAUAGAUGAAAUACUUCUCCUAAAUUUCAAGAAAGAGACUGAGAUACUGAACCUGUGAGAUGAGUUGUCGAUGCUUCUGAGAUUAAUCAAAGUAUGAAUAUGAAUCAGCAUUAUAUGAAUAACGGAUAUCAAUUGGAGCCAGUUACAACUCAUAAGAGAUUUAAAAAUCAUCUUGAAAGAAGAGAUAAACUACUUAAAGAUUCAUCAAGAGGCAUAGAUUAUCAGCAAUAUGAUACUCUAAAUAGCAGCUUAUUAAAUUACGAAGAUGCAGAUUCCCAGAUCCAUUUUGAAAAGCGUCUUAAAAAGAGGACAAUGACCGCAAUCAGGCACAAAAAGGGCGCAUCAAUUAACGUCAACCAGUCCAUCUACAACAUCGGCACUGACAACUUCCGUCCCAAAAUCAAACGAAGGAAGCAACAAAGUUUCAUCGCUCCCUUACCCCCUACAAAGACAUCCACCUCUCGUAUGAGAAGCUACUCCCGUAAAUUCUAAAAAUCCCUAGUUCUCUCAUUCACUACCUCAGUUUUA